AUGGAUCAAGGGUGGCAACCCUACCAAGAUCCCCUCAUGGGUCGUCCGGCGCAGUUCAGCACCGGCUUGGCCUCGCAUCCGCAGCAGCUGGGCUCGAAGUACAGCGGUCAGCCCCAGCAAUCACAGGCGCCCGUCGGAUUCACCUACGAGCCCAUGCAAACCCCCGGCACCUCCUCCAAGCUGCCCUCCGCCGGCCUCAGCUCCAAGCCGGUCUCGAUGGCCUCCUCGCCCUCUGCGACGCCACGUAGUCGGGAUUAUGUCACCGAUGCCGACAGCACCAUGGAGGACGCGGAUCCAUAUAAUCGGACCAAGUACCCGUCGCGGCCGAACCAUCACAGCCGCGCGUCGUCUCAAUUCCUCUCCCAGGCCGAGGAGUCGUCCUCGGCGGCCCGCAGAUACUCCCCCAUGAAUGUCCUCUCGUCGCCGCCAAUGUCAUAUCCGACCAGCCCCGGCAAAUCCCAGGGCGCCUACGGUUUCCCGACGGCCCAGGGCCAAGCGCGACGCUCCCCUGCCCGAGUCCCAGACUACGCCUCGCCGCCGCAAGGCUAUCAGUCGCCGCCCUGUGAGUCUCCGAUGGCUUCGCUGGAAUCUCAAACGUCUCAUCUUCGUCUGGACCCUAACUCACAGCCCACAGCUGCCAACCGUCCCCCUAGACUGCCGCCCCUCCAGGCGCCCGACCUCAGCCCCGAUCAGUACUACCCUCCCUCCGCGUCCUCCCACAUGAGUCCACCCGCUUUUGGUCACGGUUCGCGAUCCCCUCGAUCGGGCUCGCUACCAUCGCAGGUCCCGGGCCGGGGACCCGUCCCCAAGUUCCAGAAGAUCAAAUCUGUGCAGGAGCUGCAGCCUCGGGUGCACACCCAACCGGCAUAUCGGCGCGCCAACCCGGAAGGAGGCUUUAUCAGCGUAGGUGCCCCUGCUUCCCAAUCGUGUCCACCAGACCCCAAACUCACAUUGACCUCAUCACAGCCGCUUCAAGCUUUGACGACCCACCUCCCCGCGACGUAUCGGAUCUGCAACCCCAACUUCAACUACGAGUCCUCGCGGAAUCCCCGCCGUGUGCUAACCAAGCCCAGCAAGGGAGUUAAGAACGACGGAUACGACAACGAGGAUAGCGAUUACAUUCUCUAUGUGAACGACAUCCUAGGCAGUGAAGAGGCCGGUCAUAAGAAUCGUUACCUCAUUCUUGAUGUUCUCGGUCAAGGUACAUUUGGGCAGGUCGUCAAAUGCCAGAAUUUGAAGACCCAAGAGGUGGUCGCCGUCAAGGUCAUCAAGAACAAGACGGCUUACUUCAACCAGAGUAUGAUGGAGGUCUCCGUGUUGGAUUUGUUGAACAGCAAGUACGACAAGAACGAUGACCACCACCUGUUGCGACUGAAGGAUACUUUCAUUCACCGACAGCAUCUCUGUUUGGCAUUUGAACUGCUCAGUGUCAACUUGUACGAGCUCAUCAAGCAAAACCAAUUCCGAGGUCUGAGUACAACUCUCGUCCGCGUCUUCGCACAGCAAUUGUUGAAUGCAUUGAGUCUUCUGAACAAGGCCCAUUUGAUCCAUUGCGAUCUGAAACCAGAGAAUAUUCUCUUGAAGAAUCUCGAGAGCCCCAUCAUCAAAGUUAUUGACUUUGGUUCUGCAUGUGAUGAGCGCCAGACGGUCUAUACUUACAUCCAGUCACGUUUCUACCGUUCGCCCGAAGUCCUCCUCGGUCUGCCAUACUCAUCAGCCAUUGACAUGUGGUCACUUGGCUGCAUUGUUGUCGAGCUUUUCCUCGGCCUGCCACUAUUCCCCGGUUCUUCAGAAUAUAACCAGGUUACCCGCAUUGUCGAGAUGCUUGGUCUUCCUCAGACCUGGAUGCUGGAGAUGGGCAAACAGUCCGGUGAAUUCUUUGAGAAGACUCAGGAUGAGUACGGGCGUAAGACCUACCGUCUUAAGGGCCUGGAGCAGUACUCGCGAGAGCACAACACCAAGGAGCAGCCCAGCAAGAAAUAUUUCAAUGCGUCGACAUUGGAAGAGAUCAUUCGCAGCUACCCGAUGCCGCGCAAGAACAUGAAGCCGGCAGAGGUGGAGCGAGAACUAAACAAUCGGGUUGCCUUUAUCGAUUUCGUGCGAGGCCUGCUCGCCAUUAACCCUCUCGAGCGAUGGUCGCCUCAGCAAGCCAAAUUACAUCCGUUCAUCACUCAGCAAAAGUUCACCGGUCCGUUCAUGCCUCCGAUGAACUUAAAGUACUCAUCUCUCAACAAGACCGUUGCUCCUGGUGUUCAGCAGCAGCAGCAGGCUGAGGCUGCGAGCAAGCAGAGAGCCGCGCAAGCCGCGCACGCUCAAUCGGCCCAUGCACAGUCAGCAUACUCCAUGCAACAGCAGAUGAGCCAGUAUCCGCCUCACCACCAGGCGCAGCCGGUGUACAAUGGCAUGUAUCAACAGGGCCCACCUCCCCCUUACCCGACCCAGCCACCGGGUUAUGGUCAUCAGAUGAAUAUGGUUCCUGGCCAGGUGCCUCAGGGCCAGUAUGCGCCCUCCCAGAGCCUCUACGCCCAAGCCACUACUCGGGCAGGCCGUCAACGUGCGUCGACGAUGGAUCCUCAGGGUGGAGGCAUCCCGUCUACGAUCCAGCGAGUGGCGAGCCACCUGGAUCCCAACGCUCCUAUCCGACUGCAGCCCAGCCCUGCAUACUACCCGCCUCCUCCCGAUGGCUACGUUGACGCCAACACCAACCAGCGACGACGUGGAAGCCGUACAGGUGGUGGCAACCAGCGGAACCGUGACUUCAUCCGCACUCUCGAAGACGGCGUGUUGAGCGAGAGCUACAUGGGCCAGAACCAAUGGCACUAA
Molecule: messenger RNA, 2823 nt
Organism: Penicillium argentinense
Lineage: Eukaryota; Fungi; Ascomycota; Eurotiomycetes; Eurotiales; Aspergillaceae
Product: putative protein kinase Yak1
Exons: 5
Coding region: 1-2823 (940 amino acids)
Biological process (GO): peptidyl-serine phosphorylation; peptidyl-threonine phosphorylation
Cellular component (GO): cytoplasm; nucleus
Molecular function (GO): ATP binding; protein serine/threonine kinase activity; protein tyrosine kinase activity
Source: RefSeq, a predicted model, not a curated record